Messenger RNA from Talaromyces amestolkiae, 1920 nucleotides. RefSeq lists its product as uncharacterized. The record is from RefSeq and is a predicted model, not a curated record. Lineage: Eukaryota; Fungi; Ascomycota; Eurotiomycetes; Eurotiales; Trichocomaceae. Bases 1 to 1920 code for a protein of 639 amino acids. The transcript is spliced from 8 exons.
AUGGAAGAGAUUCGAAGCACUUCUCAGGCUGUCAAGGAUACGGUUACUAUGAUUGUCAAAGCACUGCUGCGAGGAAAUCUUCAGCUUAGCAGACAGUUAGAAACACUGAUUGAUGCAGCCGAGACUUGCAAGAAUGCCGCCGUAAAAAUGGAUGAGGAACUUGAGAUUUGGAAUAAAUAUGUCAUGGAGCUACACGAGGCGUGUGAUGCCACAGAUCAAUCGACCAAGAGCAAAUAUCAGAUUGCUCUGAGUGAUGAAAAGGCUCGUAAAGUUGAGCAAGACCUUAUGAACAAAAGCAUUGCCGACGCAGAGAAAUGGGUCAAAGAGCGCGAAGAGCAAGUCAAGGAAAUGAAGGACUUGGUUAAGGAGGAACUCAAAAACUAUCCCACAGGAAAUCAAUUGAUGGUAAUGGACCUUGUCCAAACACUUGGCAACGCCGCUGCUAGUGCUAGCAACAUCCUUGCCGGUGCAGCAGCAAGCCGCAUUGGCCGUGGUGCAGCGUUCAAUAUCAACACCAAAGAUGCAAGCUUUUCCAGUGGCGGAGAUCAAGGGAGUGAGGGAGACGAAGCCGCGGAUGAGGUUGCUAAUGACCCGGCUGCCACUCAGUUGCCCUUUGCUGUCAUGGCUAUGGAACAGCUUUACGGACUGGUCUGUGACAAGACUGGAGUCCAAUGGGACCUCAUCACCAACCAAGACUCGACCAGUGGUAAAGGGGGCCAGUUGGAUCUCUCUGGAGUGGCAGGCUCUUUGAAGAGACGCCGCACAUACUUGGAGAAAAAUAAGAAUACGAAGAGUUCCAAGGUUGGUAAGGCGCUAUUGAAAUCGAUUGGUGAGGCAGAGACGGUUAUCAGCGAGCUAAAGGUGGAGAGAACCAAAAGCCGCAACAUGGGAGACACCUGGAAAAAGCCCGCAAAGGAUUCCAAGCAGGUUACUGACUGGCAGGCGGUAGUCAAAAAGACGAAAAAAGACGUGCAGAAACUUGACACCAAGAACAAGGCAUUAACCUCAGGAACCAAAAACCCUCCACUACCUGGCGCAAACCUCCAGGCGGCUGCAUCCACUGGAAGCAAGACUGCUAGUCAAAUGGCUGUCGAAACAGCUUCUUUCAAAGUAUCUACGGCACGAGAAAUGUACAAGUCCAGUCUCACUAGUGCCGACACUGCGAGAACUCAGCUUCUGUCAUUCCAAAGCCAAAUGAACAACAUUAAGGCGGACCUCGACAGCUUGAAGGAGGACAAAUUGACGCUAGAAGCAGUUAAACUCAGGCUCUUCUUCACCAAACUUUCUGUGCAGAUCAAGACGCUAGUAUCGAGCAACGUUAUCCCAUUCAAGGGCACAGUUCAAGAUGCUAUCUCUUCACCAAAUGCUCUUAUUGACCGCAUGAUCCUGCAGCAAUAUACUGUAGCCAUCUGGGCCGGUUUCGACCAGUUCAAGGAGAUUGCCGAAUUCUAUAAGAGUGUUCACGACCCUUAUAUCAUUAACGGACUUAAUUUGGUCAAUAAGAUGACUCUUCAAACCAACGUUGCUGCUGGGUAUAAGGAGAUCGAGACAUACUCUCAAGCAAGCCAAGACGCAGUUAAGAACUUGAUCAAUGCGGAAACGGAAAAAUUCAAGACCAGGAUUGAAAAGACAUACAAGGAAAUCAUGGAACUUGAAAAGACGGCUCUCCCAGCGACAGAAGAUGAGCAGAAUCUUAUCGGCAGUGCAGUCCAAAAUGCGGAAGGUGUAAUCAAAGAUCAGCUAGACGCAAAGUCCGGCCCUGUUCAUUACCUAGUACAACCCCGCGAAAAGCGAGAUGAGCAAGCAGACAAGCUAUCCAAUGCACUCAAGCCAGAGAUAUUGCAGCAGCAAGCCGACGCCUUGGCUGACGAAGGGUUCUUUGAACAGAACAGCCUUGAGUAUCUAGGACUAGACGAUUGA